AUGUCGUCAUGAUUCAGCCGAUGUCACAUGAUCGUAGAUGCCGGAAGUAGAUGCUUUGUCAGCUGGAGAGUUGCUUUCCUUUACAAUCUAGGGAGAUUGCGUUAAUAGUUAUAUUGGAUAUUUGCCGAGUUCAAUGGUCAGGAUGAGCCAGAAGCCCUGCCUUGAGGGGCAGGUGUACUCUGUGCCACUGAUCCAACCAGACCUGAGACGAGAAGAGACUAUACACCAGAUAGUAGAUGCACUGCACUACCUGGAGACCAUCUCUGCAGACAUCUUCAACAGAGUUUCUGAACGAGUGGGACAGAACCGCAGGCAGCUGCAGAGCGUGACCGAACGGAUUCAACUGGCUCAGGCCCGGGUUGACAAGAUCAAAGGCAGCAAGAAGGCCACCAAGGUGUUCUCCAGUGCAAAGUACCCUGCCCCAGAGCGCCUUAAAGACUACGCCUCCAUCUUCAGUGGCGCCACGGACCCGUCCUCAGUGACGCAGCCUCGGCACCGGAUCCACAACAAACUGCGGCCCCUGGAUGACAAGGCCUUACAGGAGAAGCUGCUCUACCUGCCCCUGUGUGUGAGCAACAAGAAGAGGUCUGAGGACGAAACGGAGGAAGGCCUCGGAGGGCUCCCCCGAAACAUCUCCUCCGUCAGCUCCCUGCUGCUCUUCAACACCACCGAGAACCUGUAUAAGAAGUAUGUUCUCCUGGACCCGUUGGCGGGGGCCGUGACGAAGACCCACAACGCCCUGGAGACGGAGAAAGAGGAGAAGCCUUUUGACGCUCCGCUGUCCAUCACCAAGAGAGAGCAGCUGGAGAGACAGACGGCAGAGAGCUACUUCUACGUUCCGGAUCUGGGCCAGGUGCCGGAGAUCGACGUGCCUUCCUACCUGCCCGACCUGCCCGGCAUCGCGGACGACCUGUCGUACAGCGCUGACCUGGGGCCGGGGAUCGCCCCCUCCGGCCCCACGCACAACAUCCCAGACCUGCCCUCCUUCUCCGGGGACCUGGGCAGCGUCCAGCCUGGAGCUCCGUUCCAGGCUGUGGCUCCGCCCCCUCCGCCCCCUCCUCCCCCACCCCCCCCGCCCCCUCCCUCCUCUGCUCCCGCCCCCCCGACCCUCCCCGGGGAAGCCCUCCUCCCUCCCCCUCCGCCUCCCCCCCCUCCCCCCGCGCCACUCACGGGCGCCAGCGCCGCGGCGCAGCCUGCACCGCGCUCAGGGCCGGUGGCGCCCAGCGGGGGGGCGCAGCCGUCCAACGGGCGCGCCAACCUGCUGGAGUCCAUCCGCAACGCCGGCGGCAUCGGCAAAGCCGCGCUGCGCGACGUCAAAGACCGCAAGAUGGAGAAGAGGAAGCAGAAGGAGCAGGAGCAAGUAGGAGCAGCAGCCGGUGGAGGAGACUUCAUGUCUGAUCUCUUCAACAAGCUGUCCAUGCGCAGGAAAGGUAUAUCCGGUAAGGGUCCGGCCGGCGGAGAGGCGGUCAAUUCAUCGCUCGGCACCGGCGGGGCAUUCGCUCGAAUGUCUGAUGUCAUACCCCCACUUCCCGCCCCUCAGCCAAUCCAAGAGGACGAUGAGGACUGGGAGGCGUAGCCGUGAUGGACAGCGUCCACCAGCCAAUCCCAGAGGAGGAUGAGGACUGGGAGGCGUAGCCGUGAGGGACAGCGUCCUAUCAGCGUUCACUGACUGACUAGCUCCCGGUGUAACGGACUAGAGAUCCGCCGGUAGAUGUAGAUAGAGUUGUGGUCUCGGGGGGGGUAGAGAUUAAUGACUGAAAUGCCUUUUCGUUCUGAUGCCUAUUCCGGUGUACAUUGUUGUGAUGGUGAACGGUGAAACUUAACAUUGCUAUGUUACAUCCCAUGGCAAUGGAAACACAGUCACGGAUGAGUGACGGGGUAAUGGAGAUGAUUGUAUAAAAAGUGGUAUAUUUCCAUAAAAGAGAUUUAUUGAUAUGCAGUAAAACACAUUUUCCAUUGAAUAAAGUGAUUUUAAAUAUU
Molecule: messenger RNA, 1980 nt
Organism: Gadus morhua (Atlantic cod)
Lineage: Eukaryota; Metazoa; Chordata; Actinopteri; Gadiformes; Gadidae
Gene: wash1
Product: WAS protein family homolog 1
Biological process (GO): endocytic recycling; Arp2/3 complex-mediated actin nucleation; retrograde transport, endosome to Golgi
Cellular component (GO): WASH complex; recycling endosome; early endosome
Molecular function (GO): alpha-tubulin binding; gamma-tubulin binding
Source: RefSeq, a predicted model, not a curated record